GAUUGACGAUCCAUUAAUCUGGGGCAGUCUUCCGUUAAGGGUUUUUUCAAGUCGCGAUAGACUUCGUUGGGCACUUGGCGCUCAAGAAAUAUGUUUCACCACACCUUUCCUUUCCGGAUUUUUUGCUCUUGGUCAGGUAGUACCAAUAGUGAGGGGUGCUGGCGUAUUUCAACCAGCAAUGAAUUUUGCUAUAGACAGGUUAAACGAAGGAAAAUGGGUUCACAUUUUCCCGGAAGGAAGGGUCAACUCAGAGACGGACCUGCUUAGGUUUAAAUGGGGAGUUGGUCGUUUGAUGAUGGAAUCGACAAAUUCACCGAUAGUUGUUCCGUUGUGUUUAAAAGGUUUGCCUUAUUCUUUGGUUCAAUUAAUCAUGGGAAUUGUGAUUUCUAUCUUAAAGUUGUUUUCUUCCCGUGAGUUAGGUCCCGAAGAAAUAAUGCCGGAAAGAAGGGUAAAUAAUUGUUGGAUACCUGUCCUUGGAAAGAAGGUCGUAAUUACUUACGGAAAGCCUAUUGACUUUAAGGGUACGCUGAAAAGUCACUAUGAGAAAGAGGCUGAAGAGAUUGUGACACGGAUCGCAAUCACCGACAGAAUUUUUCGUGCGAUAAGUGAGCUGCAAAAAAAAGAUCAAUUCAUUGGAGGAUGUAACAUUCGAGGAUAA
This is a messenger RNA of Acaulospora morrowiae, 658 nucleotides long. The record is from the annotation of a GenBank genome assembly. Lineage: Eukaryota; Fungi; Glomeromycota; Glomeromycetes; Diversisporales; Acaulosporaceae.